Exaiptasia diaphana is the source of this 1193-nucleotide messenger RNA. Its product is annotated as tRNA selenocysteine 1-associated protein 1. The record is from RefSeq and is a predicted model, not a curated record. Gene Ontology annotation, molecular function: RNA binding. The transcript has 12 exons. The coding region runs from base 72 to 1001 and encodes 309 amino acids. Lineage: Eukaryota; Metazoa; Cnidaria; Anthozoa; Actiniaria; Aiptasiidae.
GAAAGUUGAAAAUUGCAUGUUAUCGAUCGGUGAAGUUUAUAGAUUUCUAUUUCUUCGUGAAAGCUUAUGAUAUGUCGACGCUAUGGAUGGGCGAUUUGGACACCUAUAUGGACGAAGCUUUUGUUACGAACGCUUUUGCAGCCAUGGGAGAGACAAUAGUUUCUGUAAAGAUAAUAAAAAACAGGACAACGGGAGCACCAGCAGGGUACUGUUUUGUAGACUUUAGUGACUCAAACUCUGCACAGAGAGCACUUACAAAGCUAAAUGGUUUACCUGUCACUGGAAGUAACCCAAUCAAAAGAUAUAAACUUAACUGGGCAACUUAUGGAAAAGACCUGACAAACUUAGGUCCUGAAUUUUCAAUAUUUGUUGGUGACUUGACACCUGAAGUAACUGAUGUAGAACUACAGGAUUUUUUCCAGAAGAAAUUCUCUUCAUGUAAAGCAGCUAAAGUUGUAUUAGAUGCAUCUGGGAACUCAAGAGGUUAUGGUUUUGUUCGGUUCUUUGAUGAAAGAGAGCACAAAAGAGCAAUGACUGAAAUGCAGGGAGCAGUUGGUUGUGGUGGUAAACCAAUUCGUGUGAGUGCAGCAACUCCAAAAAAACCUCAACCUGCAAACUCUACAGCACAAACUUAUGGAACUACUCCUUCGCUUACGAAUCAGUACAACUCUUAUGCGCAGCAAUAUCAACAAUAUCAACAAUAUGUACAGGCGUGGCAAGGCUAUCAUUAUCAGCAAUAUUAUCAACAGUAUCAACAGUAUCCACAAUAUAUGUAUGAUUACCAGCAACAAACUAAUACAACACAGGGACAGACAUAUGAACAAGAUGCAUCUGUUGUUCAUGGAGUCGACACAAGUGUAGAAGAUCCCAAUGAACCUAUUGACAUUGGUGCAGAAAAUAAACAACUKAUUGAUACAGAUAAUGAACUUUAUUAUGAAUUAGAAAACUCAAGAUGGCCCAGUGUGGAUUCAGUACAAAGUUCUAAACUGGUGACAACAUGAAAACAAUCAAAUAUUUUCGGAUCGUCUUCCAUUAUAGUAUCCAAUCCACGAUAAAAAUUAUUGAUGUUUUAACUUAAAAAGCUAUAUAUUGUUUAGACCAAGUUGUGUUUUUCUGCAGUCAAAGCUUCAGUAUUUGUAAAUGAUGCAGCAAAUAUUGAUAUUUGAAGAAUAAAGUUCAAUUUUGAAAACACC